Saccharomyces eubayanus is the source of this 4308-nucleotide messenger RNA. RefSeq names its product Srb8p (gene SRB8). The coding region runs from base 1 to 4308 and encodes 1435 amino acids. The transcript has a single exon. Gene Ontology annotation, molecular function: transcription coregulator activity. Lineage: Eukaryota; Fungi; Ascomycota; Saccharomycetes; Saccharomycetales; Saccharomycetaceae. Gene Ontology annotation, biological process: regulation of transcription by RNA polymerase II. Gene Ontology annotation, cellular component: mediator complex. The record is from RefSeq and is a predicted model, not a curated record.
AUGAAUAACGGUUCUGGUCGGUAUGUGCUGACUCCUCCAGAUGACCUGUACCCGUAUGUGAAAAGCUUGCAACAUGAAGACCAAGUGUACCCCGAUUUUAAGCCUUGGGAACACUCUACGGCGGAGGACCAAAUUUUGGUAAACUUUGUGGCUAAGGGAUUUUACCACACGCCAAUGGUCAAUUUCGAAUCUAUAUCUGCGAGAUCGUCUGUCCAUGAAUCGCUGGUCACUCAAUCUAAUCUGCUUUCCCAGCAAUUCGACAAAAUCAUCAAAAUAAGAGAAGACCAAAUCAAUAAAAUUCCCUCGCACUCUACCACGACGUUGCAUGGGCCCGGGUUCCAAUUGCCCAACAGAAUUACGCUAACAGAUCAUAGGAAGGAGACGUGGUUACAAGAAUUGAGUUCCUCCUUCACUUCGCUGAUCAAGAUUGGCAAGUUCAUACCACACGGCUUGAAAAGAAGACAAGUCAUCGAACAGUGCUAUUUGAAGUUCAUACCUUUGAAAAGAGCCGUUUGGUUAAUCAAAUGCUGUUAUUUUAUCGAGUGGAAGUCCAACCAUAAAAAGAAGAGGUCCAGUGCUGCUGGGCUUGAGGAUGCCAUUUCCAUGCAUCUGCUGAAGGACUGGACGGAUACGUUUGUCUAUAUCCUGGAAAAACUUAUCUUUGACAUGACAAACCAUUAUAACGAUUCUCAACAACUGCGUGUGUGGAAAAGGCAAAUUUCUUAUUUUUUGAAGCUUCUGGGCAACUGUUACUCAUUGAAACUAAUUAACAAGGAAAUAUUCCAUUAUUGGCUUGUGGAAUUCAUUAACAAGAUGGAAAACUUCGAAUUCCUACCAUUGUCUUUACACAUUCUGAUGAUUUUUUGGAACGAUAUAUGUCAAAUUGAAACGAGCGCUGCUGUUGCUCCCACAAAAAAUCAAAAAGAACCGUUCUUUUUAGUGUCGAAGAUCACGGAUAUGCUGCUGCAUAAAUACUACGUCGUAUCCAACAGUAAAUCAAUGAUUAAUGACGAAAACUAUAUUAUCAAUGACAUAAAGAAGAAUAACAAGAUCAAAAUGAAUAUCCUAAAGAUUUUGACUAACUUAAUUUUAAAAAUUUUUCAGGAACAGUCCUUGGAGGUAUUUAUCUUCCCUUCAUCAAACUGGGAAACCUACAAGCCGUUGCUUUUCGAAAUUGUGUAUAAUGCUAGCACCACUUCAAAUACUGAGAUCAAGAAAAAGUUGGAAUUAAUCAGUUAUAGAAACGAAUCAUUGAAAAAUAACUCUUCCAUAAGAAACAUCACGAUGUCAUCCACCAACGCCAACGACUUCCGAUUAACCAUUGGCACUUGUGAACAAUUCCCAAAACUGUCAUGCAUACAACUGAACUCUAUAGAUACCCAAUUCACCAAGCUAUUGGACGAUAACCCAACGGAAUUCGAUUGGCCGACCUACAUUGAUCAGAAUCCUCUAACAAUGAACAAAAUAAUUCAAUUGAUCAUUUGGUCCAUUCAUCCAUCAAGACAAUUCAAUCAUUAUGAAUCCAAUCAACUCGUAGCGAAACUAUUACUGUUACGAAUAAAUUCUACAGACGAGGAUCUACACGAAUUUCAGAUUGAAGAUGCCAUCUGGUCAUUGGUUUUCCAAUUAGCCAAGAACUUUUCAUCCCAAAAAGAAGUCAUAUCAUUUAUGAUGCCCUCGCUGUAUCGCUUAUUAAAUAUAUUAAUCACUUAUGGAAUCAUCAAGGUCCCCACAUACAUUAGAAAACUGAUCAGUUCCGGUUUACUUUAUUUGCAGGAUUCUAAUGAUAAAUUUGUACAUGUUCAACUAUUGAUUAAUUUGAAAGUUUCACCUUUAAUGAAAAGUCAAUACAAUAUGGUGUUAAGAAACGUUAUGGAGUAUGAUGUGAAAUUUUAUGAAAAUUUCAAUUUUGACCAACUCGUGGAAAUCACAGAGCAAAUCAAAACACGAAUUUUAUCCAAUGAUACCAAUGAUAUGCAACUAACCAAGACCCCGUUGAGUAUUAAAAUUAUGGUUGCUGAGUGGUAUUUAUCGCAUUUAUGUUCCGGGAUUUUAUCGACUGUUAAUCGAAUCGUGCUGCUAAAGAUAUUCAAAAUUUUUUGUAUCGAUCUGGAAGUGUUCCACCACUUCUUCAAAUGGAUUGAAUUCAUUGUUUAUCAUCAACUAUUGAGUGAUAUAGAGUCUCUAGAGGCAUUAAUGGAUAUAUUACUUUGUUACCAGAAAUUGUUUUCGCAAUUCAUUAACGAUCAUAUACUUUUCACAAAGACUUUCAUAUUCAUCUAUAAGAAAGUCUUGAGAGAAAAGGAUGUAUCCGCUUACAGCGUCACAUCAUUCAUGCCAUUUUGGAAAUUUUUUAUGAAAAACUUCCCAUUUGUUUUGAAAGUGGAUAUCGAUUUAAGGGUUGAAUUGCAAUCUGUAUACAACGACGAAAAAUUGAAAACUGAGAAGCUGAAAAGUGAUAAGUCAGAAGUUCUAAGGGUUUACUCCGUGAUAAAUAACUCAAGCGAUACGAUUGGACAAUCUUGGAACUUCCCCGAAGUGUUUCAAAUAAAUAUCAGAUUCUUACUGCACAAUUCUGGGUAUAGCGAUGACAAAACAGGAAAACAGUUUCAGAAAGCAAGAAACAACGUUAUGCUUUUGAUUGCAACAAAUUUAAAGGAAUACAAUAAAUUUAUGUCCAUUUUCCUGAAGAGAAAAGAUUUUACAAAUGAAAAUUUAAUACAAUUAAUCUCACUAAAACUUCUCACUUUUGAAGUGAUUCAGAAUGUCUUGGGGAUUGAGUUCACUAUCAAGUUACUACCAAUUAACUUGAAAAACAAUGAUAACUCAUAUGGGUUAUUUUUGAGAUUUCACAAGGAACAGUUUAUAAAAGCAAAUUUUGAGAAAAUCUUACAAACGUGCCAUGAAUUAGAUAGGAAAUCUCAUGACAGUAGUGGUGAAAUGAAUUAUUAUGAAAUUUUAUUAAAAAUUCUUAUAACUUACGGAUCAUCGCCCAAACUACUCGCAAUAUCCACAAAGAUCAUCAUGCUGUUACUGGAUGAAAGUGUUGAAAAUUCAUCUCAUAUCUUGGAAGAUAUUUUAUACUAUUCAACGUGUCCAUCGGUUACUGACCUCAAUGGUAUACCAUUGGGUAGCGGGCAACCGGAUAAUAGUAGUGAUAGUGCUAAUGGUGGUGGUAGGUAUGAUGAUGAUGAUGACCAUACUGUUGACGAAAUAGAGCCUGUGGAAUAUUAUAGCAUGAUGGACUUUACCAAUCUUUGGAUUUUCCAGGCUUUCACUCGCUUUUGCAUCAAAAAAUUCAUAAAGAAUAAUAAUGCUGGUGGUAAUGGAUCAGAAAUGAUGAGCGAGGACCUGAAAUUUUUCAUUUUCCAAAUUAUAGAAAUAACUAAUUCCAAUGAUUUGUGUUCACAGAUUUUUGACCAGCUGAAAGAUAUGCAGACUAUUGAAAUGAUAACGCAAAUUGUAGAGGAAGACUUCUGCACCAAGUGUUUGCAAACAAGCGAUCAAAAGAUGGACGAUAAUUAUAUCGUCGUUGUCAUUGAGAUUGUAACGUCAUUAUCCAAAAGAUUUCAAAGAGAAACAUCGGGUAUGAUCACAAUUUCCAUAAAAAACUACCAUUUACUAAUCAAAAUUGUGAGGCAAUUGAGCGAACUGAACGAAACAAAUCUAUCUAACAGAGAAACACAAAUAGACGCCGUCCUAAAACUUUUCACUUUUCACCAAAACUCCAUUUUUCAGUACAUAAUCGCGGAUUUAAACAAGGACAAAUCUACAAUCCCGUUUAUUGAUAGUAUGUGCAAACUGUUUGAUAAAAUAUCGUUCAAUUUGAGAUUGAAACUGUUCCUUUAUGAGAUCUUAUCCUCACUGAAAUCGUUUGCCAUAUACUCGUCCACCAUUGAUACCCCACCAUUCCACAUGAAUAACAAGAUUGAACUACCGAAAAAACUGUUGAACUUGCCACCCUUCCAAGUAUCCUCUUUCGUCAAAGAUUCCAAGCCACACGGUGGCGAUCAUGCGGAAGAUGAUGGCGAGGAAGAUGCAGAACAAAAGGAAUCACUUGAUCUAGAGUUGGGGAUCAGCAUAGUGGAAACAAUCCAAGAGAACGAACAAAGAUGGCUGAUAUACGACAAGAACGAUCACAAAUAUGUCUGUGCAUUUUCCAUGGAACCGUACCAUUUCAUUUCCAACUACAAUACCAAAUAUACGGAUGAAAUGGCUGCUGGCGGUACCGAUACAGCUGCAUUCAACGACUCGUGCGUCAACUUGAGUCUGUUUGAUGCCCGGUUCGAGAGAAAGAACCCACACUAA